Molecule: messenger RNA, 1455 nt
Organism: Tripterygium wilfordii
Lineage: Eukaryota; Viridiplantae; Streptophyta; Magnoliopsida; Celastrales; Celastraceae
Product: trihelix transcription factor GT-3b-like
Exons: 2
Coding region: 91-1017 (308 amino acids)
Source: RefSeq, a predicted model, not a curated record
CAAGAAGAAAAGAAGAGAGGGAAGUCGAAGUCUAACGGAGCCGUUGCGGGUACCAAAAACGACGACGUACAAAUUGAAGUGCGUUCGGGAAUGUUCGGGGUCGGCGAUGGCGACGUGAUGGGGCGAAUAACCAUGAUAGCCUCGUCUCUGUUGAGUGAACCACUAGAGUCGCUGCACGGGCACGGGGAGAUGUCUCACUCGCCCUCGUUGUCGGUGGCGUCGCAGCAGCUGCAGUGGGGGCAGCAGGAGACACGCUAUUUGAUUGGGAUUCGGGCAGAGCUGGAGAGCGACUUCAAGGCGGUGAAGCGGAACAAGGCGUUGUGGGAGAUCGUGAGCAGUAAAAUGAGGGAGAGAGGGUACCAGAGGACACCUGAUCAGUGCAAAUGCAAGUGGAAGAACCUCGUCAAUCGCUACAAGGGGAAGGAGACAUCAGACCCAGAAGAGGGACGACCAUGCCCCUUUUUCGAGGAGUUGCAUGCAGUUUUCACCCAAAGAGCCAAGAACAUGCAGCAAUCACUUAAUGAACCCAAGGGAGGCUCUGUCCAGAAAAAGAAAAAAUUGAAGGGAAUGAGUGGAGAUAGAUACUCGUUUGAAUUUUCAGAAGACGAAGAUGAGGAUGAAGAUGACAGUGAAGAGGAGCCGAUAAGAAGCAUAUCUCGGAAAAGGAAGGCAGAAAAAACUGUUACGGACAAGUCUACCAAAGCAACUGGUGCCUCUAAAGUAAGCAAUAGUACCAAUGGGGGUCUCCAGGAACUGCUGAAGAAAUUUAUGAACCAGCAACAGAACAUGGAAGCAGAGUGGAGGGAGAUAAUGGAGAGGCGUGCCCUUGAGCGACAGUUGUUUGAGCAAGAAUGGCGACAAUCUAUGGAGAAACUUGAGAGGGAGAGGUUAAUGGUUGAGCAGGCUUGGAGGGAGAGGGAAGAACAGAGGAGGAUAAGAGAAGAAGGCCGAGCUGAGCGGAGGGAUGCCCUCUUGACUACCCUCUUGAACAAACUACUGCGUGAAAAUAAUCUAUGAUACUACAGAUAGGUUUACAGGCUGUCACAAUUUAUUUGCUUCGGUUUGUUGUUGUGCUUCGCAUGAAUGGACUAUGGAGUGAGUUUGAUUUUGGCUUGUGAACAUUGCUGGUACAGAAAAAUUACAUGUUUUUGGUCAUAAGGGGAAACAAGAGAAAGCGGGAAUAGAAGAUAAGGCGUCAACGAGAAACUUAUGAACAGUACCCUUUUAAUUUGUAGCAUAAGGAAAGGAACUUUUACAUGGUAAUUUGACACACGCAGAAAAUCUGGAGCUAUGCUAUUCUUGUAUUCAAUAGUAGGAAUCCAUGUAAUCUUGGAUAUGCAGCACUCAAUGUAGAUUUUGUUAUUUGAUGAUGGUCUUAUUUUCUGUACACAUUGUUACCUUCGCGUUCUUUUCUAUUUGCAUAUUUGCCGGCCUCAGCAGCCGUUUAGAGUUGAA